Messenger RNA from Trichomonas vaginalis G3, 3708 nucleotides. RefSeq lists its product as uncharacterized. The record is from RefSeq and is a predicted model, not a curated record. Lineage: Eukaryota; Parabasalia; Trichomonadida; Trichomonadidae. Bases 1 to 3708 code for a protein of 1235 amino acids. The transcript has a single exon.
AUGAUUGAACCUGACAGAACCAAUGAACAGUUAAAUUCAGCUCUCAUCUCGCUUCAAUCAAAUUUAACUCAACUAAAGCCUUUACUUGUUGAAUUAAAAAUGAAAUUUACUGAUCUCAAAAAUCAACCAAUUGUUUUUUCGAAAGAAUUGAUUCAACCUUGCCAAAAUGUCAUUCAAUCCAUAGUUGACAUAUUCAAACCAAUCGAAAACAUAUAUAAACAUCCAAAUCCACAAGCAAAUUUUGAUCAUUUAUAUAAUAAGUUGAUUACAGACACUACACAACUCAUUUCAUCAAAUAUUUUGAAGCUUGAUGUUCAGAUUCCUUUGGUUGCUUCAUACAUUCCUUUGUUAAUUUUUUAUUUUCAAACAAAUGUUGGAACAGACUUCGAUAAUGGCCUCGAUAACUCCAUUAACACACUGUUUUUCACAUUCCACCAGUGUCUAACUACGAAAUUACCAAAUGUUUUCAAAUUAAAUAUCGAUCAAAACAUAAUUUCAUUACAAACGUUCCUUGAAGCUAUAAAACCUGACGAACAAUUCUCUAAAGCUACAGAUCUAGUCGAAGAAUUACUGAAAUCAAUAAAAGAAACGAAAGAUUCGAAAAAUGAAAAAUCAAUCAAACAACUUAACAUUUCUAUUUCGAGUUUUAGGGCCAACAUAAUCCCAUUCUUACAACAGAUUUAUCAAAAUCAAGAAAUCAAGUUGAAAUAUCUUGGUUUUUCGAGUAAUCUCAAAUCAAUCGAACAUUCGAUACUUACAGAGUCAAGAUUAUCCAAUAUCACAAAGAUUGCAAACGAAAUCAUCAAAUAUUUGACAGAAGAUUCAAAUUCUUCAGUAAAUCCAGAUUUUACGUUCCAAAAGUUCGACCUUACAAACUUCUUUACAUCAGUAUCGAGAAUUCUCAUACAAACCGAUGAAUUUUCAUCGUUUCCUGGAGAUUUAGCUCAAAUGAUCCAAAAUCCAGGUUUAGAUUACACAGAACUGAUGACAAAGAUAUCAGAGGUUAAACUUACAACACCAUCAAGUGAAGAAAACCCAGAUCCAAGCUCAGAAUUCAAAUCAAGUUUAUCAUCAGAAGAUUCUGACAUCAGAAAGGCUUCUUUGACAUAUAUAGCCAACCAACUUCCUAUACUCUACAAAUUGGCCAAAUCCCAGCAACAGCCGUCGAUUUUGGUCAAAUUAUUGUCAUCUCUUAGGAAAAUAAGGACGAUAACAAAGUUUUGCAAGGAGAAUGAUGAUUUCAUUACAUUGUACGAAUAUUUGGUCUAUAUUUUGUUACUUCCUGACACCAAAAAAUUUUAUCCAGUUUUACAUCCGAUUCUUGCAGAGAAUUUGCCAUCAAGAGAGUCCGUAUCCAAAGUACUUAACAUUGCAGAGCUAGAAUCUCAGGCAAAUGAGUUAAUUGUCUUGAUUGCGAAUACAAAUUCAAAUCAGCUGAUGCAAUCGAAGCUUUCUGAGGAAGAUGUGAUCAAUCAGAAUGAGGCGGCUUCGAUAUCAGUGGAUUUGGCCCGUCCUAUUGAUGCUCUCCAGUCAUUAAAUAUAAAUCUUCGUCAUGCAGUUGAUUUCAUGGAAUUCUUUGGGUUACACGAGUCUUUUCUUGCCGAGUUAGGAAGUAAUCCACAGAAAGAAGUCGCUAAAAACCAUGACAAAACUGUAAUUAAUUUGACAUCUUGUCUUUUAUCACUUUUACAGAGCCAAAUCCGCGUUGACAUCACAGAGGAAUUCAUGAAAUCAUGGAUUUCGUUGGUUACAAUGGCAAUGACUGAAGAAAAAGUUGAUUUUUCGGAAAUUUUCAGAACAAUUCCAUUCAUAGACUACUCAAAUCUAUUAAUGGAGAGUACAUUAAAGUGCUGCAGCCUAGUUGCCGUUGUCCAGAACAUCGUACAGCCUGUUCUAAGGGUAGAUCAAACGAAUUUUGAUUAUCAUCAGUUGUUAUCUAAUACUUUAUCACUUCAAAUCAAGUUCUUUGACUAUAUCCUUUCAUUACAUGGCCAGCCAAGCGAUGUUUUGUCAACAAUGUCCGCAACUUUCGAAAAUUUGAAGAAAAUUGCUUACGAUUGGGUUCCAGAACUACUUAAAAUUAACCGGCCAAUUGUUUCGAUACUCGGCAUCACUAGUAUUCUCCAGAAAAUCCUUAAAAUUGCCGGUAUUUCCGAAAAUUCCGAACAAAUCUUCAACAUUUUCAAGAGUAACCUCAUUCUAGGUGUUUCAUCUUCAUUCUCCGUAAUCAAAGAUAUAAAUUUGGCCGACAAAAACCAAGAAAUUAUCGACAAAUUUGUUGAUUUUGAUUCAAAUGACCUGAAAUACCUUUUAGAUUGCAAAUCCGAGAAAGUAGAUGAACUCAUGAAAUCAUUAGUCUCCACAUUUAUGACGAUUGAUGACAUAGUUUCGCCUGUGAAACUUUAUGAUUCAAUGACUCGGUUUUUGUAUACAGUUGCUGGUUACGCCUCCUCUCCAUUCCUUCUUAGCUCCAAGAAUAUCAUCAAGAUUAUGAAGGAAAUCUCAAAAAUCGCCACGGAAAUUGAUGAUGGUUUGAGAUCUGGCAGCAGAAUCGAUAUUUUGUACUUCCAAGCUUGUAUCAAGAAGAUGGACUUUAACAAUCUUAAUCUUUCUAAUGGAGUUGAUGGAGAUCUUUCGAAUUUCAAGUUGAAUUUGUCAACAGCGAGCGAAGCAUCACUUAUUACGAUGAUAUCCAUGUUGUCAUCGACGUAUUUCAACAUAGAACUCGAUUACAAUGACUACAAAGUCCCUUACGAAGAUAUUUGUCAAAUUCCACAAUUAUUUAGCAAUUCCCUGACAUUUUUGAAGAGUUUAAGAGAGUAUUCAUCAGAUCCACGUAUCGAUAGCCUCAUAAACAAGAUCAAACAGAUAAUUCAGAAACAUACCAAAAAAGAUGACCCCGAAAUCGAAGAAUUGGAUAAGAAGACACAAGCUAUAAAUGAUGAGACCAAACAGCUGAUUGGAGAAUUAUCACAUUUGGUCAAACAAUACAACGAAUUACUUGGAGAUGGAUUUAAAGUAUCAAGUCCACCAUAUGACAGCUUCCAACAGCUGGAUAAAUUACAAGUAGAAGCCAGUUGUCUCAAUAUCGAGGGAGAAUUGCUAAAAAUCGAAGUAAAAUCCCUUGAAAAAGAAGUAGAAAGAAUGAAAAUGAUCGCAGAGAAGUAUAACGGCACUGGAGAAAGAAGUCCACAAGUAGAAGCUGUUAAAAGAAUCCUUAGAGAAGUAACAAGACCAAAAUUGACCCUUCCUGAUGAUUCCGCAGAAUUAUCUCAAAUGUUCGAAAAAGUUUCAGCCGAAAACGAGAGAUUACUAGACGAACUGACCAAAAUGCAACGCGGCGUAAUGUCCCACGAGGACCAAUUGGACAUGUUACUCAUAAAAAGUGACGAAAUCAGAAAUGUCCAGACACAUACACUGGGAAAGGAAGAAACGGAUGCAAUCAAGAGACAGAUACAGGAGACACAAACAAGUAUCCAGAACUUAAAGAGGAAAUUGGACAAAGGAAUUGUUGGAAAUCCAAAUGCACAGCUUAAGAACUUCUUGAGACACUCAAGAGAACUCGCGUUUAAUGAUUCAAAGCCAAAUGUGUCCUCACAAAGAAGAUUUCUUGAGGAAACAAUGGAAUCUGCUGAAAGAUUGAUGAAUCAAAGAAAUGAACUCAUCGCUAAGAGAAAUGCCUUGCUUGAAAAAGCUCAGAAACAAUAA